UUCAUCCCAACUUGGCUCAACGUUGGUUACCUUUACUUCGAAAAGGCUUAACUAAAGAAGCGAAGGAGAACCUGUCAAAACAGUACCUAGUUCCGGAAAAUUGUCCAUUGCUACAGGCACCGAAACUGAACGUCGAAAUUGCAGCGGCGAUUAACGAAGCCGUUCGAAACCGAGACAAAAAGUUGGAAACCACGCAACAGCAGCUCGGUAUCGGGAUGAGCGCCAUAAAUCGAGCUGUAACACUCUUGCUUACAGGCGAUGACAAAGUUGCAGCGAUAAAACAUUUAAGCGAUGGUUGUCGCGUCUUAUGCGACUUACAUUAUAUGGAAACGCAAACUCGGAUAAAACUCAUAACACCUGGACUAGCCAAGCCUUUCCUCAACGUCAUCCAAGACAGUGAGCGGGACGAGACCUUGUUCGGUAACAAACUUCCCGAAAAAAUUAAGGCGUCCAAGGCAAUAGAAAAACAAGGGCUGCAGAUUAAAAAACCUGCAACCAAUAAUAAUACCAAGAGUGCAACUCCAAAUACACCGACAACUUCCCGCGCUCCCGUCUACCAUUACCAAUACCAGGGAAACUGGACAGGCCCUCCGCGCUACCAGUCGAACAGGGGGGGGCGAGGGGGGCAGAAGAGAGGAGCAGUAGGGCCGACCCGCAGAGCACCGCAGCCACAGUCUCGCGCAGCUGGACAACCGAAAACACGUGCUGCUCCCCAGCAAUAAACGAGGAGCCAGCACCCGCUUCACAAGCAGCUUAUCCUGGGUGCCGCGGUGCUCUCCGGCUCUCAUUCACGCGACGCUCCGUGCCGCCGGUAGCCUGGGAACUGAUGCUUGCAUCACUUUCUGACAAUACCAUUAUGCAAUAUAAUGUCACACUCAAACUUUGGUGGACAUAUUGCCAUGAAAAUAAGCAUAAUGUAUUUGAAGGGUCCGUAGCAAUAGUUUUGUCUUUUCUUACGGAACAGUACAAUAAAGGAGCAUCUUAUGGCUCCUUAAAUAGUCACCGAUCAGCCCUUUCACUAUUUCUUGGAGACAAUAUCGGUUCCAAUGAAUCAGUGAAGCGGUUAUUGAAAGGUGCAUACAGAAAGCGACCUAAUUUGCCAAAAUAUAGCUUCACGUGGGAUCCACAAGUUGUGCUCAAUUGUAUUGCAGAAUGGUAUCCAAAUGAGGAACUUACAUUAGAAAGGAUAACUAAAAAAUUAGUAAUAUUGUUAGCGUUGUGUACUGCGCACAGAGUACAAACUUUUUCAUUAAUAAAAGUUGACAACAUUGUAAUUUCCUCAAGUGGUGUCAGAAUAUUUAUAACUGACAUCAUAAAAACGUCAGCGGCAAAUAGAGAACAGCCACGGUUGUUUCUUCCCUUCUUCACGGACAGACCAAAUAUAUGCCCUGCUACCACUUUACGGGACUACCUCUCCAUAACGAGCGAUAAACGCCCAGAAAGUGUUCCGAACCUCUUAUUAACUGUGAAGCGCCCUUAUAAGAGCGCGUCAGCACAGUCAAUAAGCAGGUGGAUAAAACAGGUACUUGCAGAAAGUGGGGUAGAUGUGAACACCUUCAGCGCUCACAGCACACGUCACGCGUCCACGUCUGCUGCGGCAGCCAGUGGUCUCAGCGUCGAUAUUAUUAGGAAAACCGCAGGCUGGACAAAAGAUUCCGAAAUAUUCGCAAAAUUUUAUCACCGUCGAGUUAUCGAUGAAAGUGAUUUUGCCAGAUCAGUGUGUAAUCAGUAAUGAAUUAUUAUUGUUAGGGCAAGAAGCCCAAGUUUUUUGUUAUGUACUUACCUUUAUGAAAUA
Pectinophora gossypiella (pink bollworm) is the source of this 1795-nucleotide messenger RNA. RefSeq lists its product as uncharacterized. Gene Ontology annotation, molecular function: DNA binding. Gene Ontology annotation, biological process: DNA recombination; DNA integration. The record is from RefSeq and is a predicted model, not a curated record. NCBI's taxonomy places the organism in Eukaryota, Metazoa, Arthropoda, Insecta, Lepidoptera, Gelechiidae. The coding region runs from base 827 to 1732 and encodes 301 amino acids. The transcript is spliced from 2 exons.